Dioszegia hungarica is the source of this 3021-nucleotide messenger RNA. Its product is annotated as armadillo-type protein. Gene Ontology annotation, molecular function: small GTPase binding. Gene Ontology annotation, cellular component: nuclear envelope; cytosol. Bases 1 to 3021 code for a protein of 1006 amino acids. Lineage: Eukaryota; Fungi; Basidiomycota; Tremellomycetes; Tremellales; Bulleribasidiaceae. The transcript has 21 exons. The record is from RefSeq and is a predicted model, not a curated record. Gene Ontology annotation, biological process: protein import into nucleus.
AUGAACGGGUCAGCUCAAGGUCUAAGAGGCCUCGUCCACUCGGUCUCAUACCCGACUUCCAAUCAGAGCUAUGCGUCAGACCAGCAGACACUGAGAGACCUGUACAAGGAGCCCGAGUUCUUCCUAGCUCUACAGGAGCUUGCUGCGGACCGCACUCUGUCACAGCCAGAACGUCUGCUGGCUUCCAUCAUAUCAGGCCGGGAGCUGAAGACCAAGUGGAGAGUCAAGACCCUUGUACCGGAAGCUCGCAAGCCAGAUGCGAGGCAGCGUCUUUUCUCCUUUCUGGAGGAGGAAGACUUUCAGAUCGCUCGCCCUCAGCUCUCACUCCUGGUCUCUGUCUCGCGUAUCGAACUCCCUCGCAUCUUUCCCAACCUCCCUCAGCUCCUGCUCAAUCCGCUCCUCACUUCGCUCUCCCAACUCACAGCCUCUGGAACAUCUUCUUCCACCGCUACUGUCCUCCUCAAUACCGUAUGGACCAUUAACGCCCUCGUCAAGGAAUGGCGCUCGGUCAAGAUCGCUUCGGGCCAGGAGGUAAUGCGGAUGCUGGAGGAUACAUUCGCAGAACCGGUAGGGAGGAUGCUGGGUAUCUGGUCUGAAAGGGAGAGGAAUGGUCUGGAUGAUUGGGUGAUCAGCGAAGCGGGUCGAUAUGCCUUCAAAAUCCUCGCUCGGUUCGGUCAAUGGCAUUGGAGCAAGGCUCAGAACCUACAGAUGCCCGAGGGGAUCCAACGUAUACAAGGACUCGUCCAGCACACCGCUGCCCACGCUCCCAUACUCCACGCCCACCGCCUUCGCGUCAUCUACAACGCUGAUAGCCCUCCCGCCGGCGCUGACAGAGCGAAGUUACUCCAUUCGUUGCUCAAGCACUUGCGUGCUACUGGGAAGUGGUGGAGAACGAUGAUUGGGAUUGAUCCAAAACGAUUCUGCGCAAUGGAGGGUGUGACAUCGGGAAUAGGAUGGUGGUGGGGCGAGGUGGGAGGCGUGGUGGCUGGAAGUGAUGGAGCUGUCGCGAAUGAAGAUACGGAUGACGUUGCAUACCCUAAACGCUUCCUCCUGCUGGGCAUGCUGCUGUUCAAGGAUAUUCUGCCUAUACUUUCAGCUGAACAUCCGGCUAUCUUUACUCGCGAUUUCGUUCUGUCGGCCCUACAUCUCCUCAUCGACAAGCUCUUACCGCUGACAUCGACCGACCUCGAGGGGCUGGAGGACGAGCCAGAGGAAUGGCUGAUCUCGGAGAGCGUAGAUGAGGAGGCCUGGCAGUUUGAGUUCCGCCCCUGCGCGGAAAGGGUCCUUAUGGCCCUCAACAAUGCUUGUCGGUCCUUUCCGGCCGAGCAGAAAGUCAUGGAGCCUGAAAUGCUCAAGGUGUUCCACCAGGCUGAGACGUUGCCACCGGACGAUCUUCGAGCGAUCCUUCGCCGGGAAGCCGUCUACUGCGCUCUUGGCCGUCUCAGUCGAUCUUUGAGCACAUAUGGCGGUCUCGACUUCAAUGCCUUCCUUACCCACACCUCGUCGUGGCUUACUCAAGGAAUACCACUGCAUCGGAUACUGAAACGACGCCUUGCCUGGCUUAUCGGUCAAUGGGUCUCGUCCGAUGAAGAGUGCGCGAAACUCCCGAUAGUUUGGCAGACCCUCAUUCACCUCAUUGCGGAGCGCGGAGAGGCUAGCGAUAUGGCCGUACGGCUCAGCUCAGCUAUCGCCAUCAAGGAGUGUGUCGAUUUGUGGGAAUUGGAGAUUGUAUAUUUCGAGCCGUAUCUGGAACAGACUGUGACUCAGCUCAUCAACCUCAUGGGCGAAGCUUCGACACUUGGCGGCAAGAGGUAUCUCAACGAGACCAUCAGCGUUGUCAUUGAACGCGUCGAGGGAAAAAUCAUGCCAUACCUCCCAACAUUAGCUCAGGCUAUUCCCGGACUCUGGCAUGGCGCUGGCGGUUUAGAAGGGGAAUGGCUCUUCAAAGCGUCUUUGGUUACCCUUACGACCAACAUCGUCAAGGCUGCCAAGGGAUCAUCCGGUAAUCUGAUGGAGCUGGUCAUUCCGCUCAUCGAGGAGAGUCUGCAGUCGCCCGCGAAGGACUUUUUCGAGGAGGAUGGGAUCGACCUAUGGCAGGCAGGUAUGUAUAACUGCACUUCACUGUAUCAGCCAACUCGCGAGACUGGCUUAAUACGCCUGUUGCCUGGUCUCACUGUUGGUUUGGAGAGCAAUUUCGACUUGAUGAUGUCCUUCCUCAAGCUAUUGGACUCGUAUAUCCUCCUCGACGCGCCUGGGAUUCUGCAGCUGCAUGGUGCGGCAAUCUGCACCGCCCUACAAACAGGCUUGACAUGGGCCAAGCGCAAUGUCGACAAUUCCAAACGCCUCCUCUCCACCCUCGCCCUCCUCGUUCGGACCGCCCCCAUCGCCAUCCUCGCUCCCCUCCUAAUCACCUCAGGUCUCUUCACCUUCACCCUACACGCGCUGGAAGACGACAAGGCGGCGGGUCUUGUGCUCGCCGCGCACCUGGAAGUGCUCGCGCGCCUAGCGAUGUCCGACCCGGCAGUCUUCUUGCAGAUGGUGGCGGAGAUAGCGAGGAUGGAGAAUCGGGAUGGGCACAAGACGCUAGAGGAGACACUAGAUGCGAUGUGGCGGAACUUUGAUUAUGUCGCGGAUGCGAGGAGUCGGAAGGCUAUUGCGAUGGCUGCUGGGUCGCUGUUGACCACUGGACAUCAGCAAUGUUUGGAACGGCUCGAUGGGGAGUUUAUGAACAUCUUCCUCGAUGUUUUAGGAGAAGUACAGGCGUCUCAGGAGGAUGGAGGCGGCACAGAACCAUCUGUCCGCUCUUGGAAGGACGAGCAUUCGACAGAAUGGGCCGAGAUAGACGGCACCUCAGAAGGCGCUCGACGACUUCAGGUGGAAGACACGGAUCCCGCCUUUGCCAUCCCGAUCAAGGCGUACAUUAUCGACUGCUUACAACGGACCCAGGCGGUCGGUCUGGGACCGUACUGGGAGAAGGCGGAUGCGGGGGCGAGGAAGAGUCUGGAGAAGUUUUUGGCGUAA